AUGGCCAUCUUCGAUCCGUUUAAGCUCCGCCACAAACCGCCGUCGAUCUUUCCGACAACGGCUGUAAAACCUAACAAUGUUCUCUCCCUCGUCUUCAAGUUAUGCAUCUUCAUCUCCGUUGCUCUGAUCGUCAUCUACGUCAUCUUCUCCGGUUGCUCCGAUUGCCACCACAUCACCGGCCACCGACGCUUAGGCCCUCACGUCGACAAUGUAAACUUCACUACAGCUUCCUCCUCGACCAUCCUCCGGCAGAAUCAGUCCUCGGAGGCCACUGAUGUCUCCCACAUAGUUUUCGGGAUUGGUGGCUCCAUUCAAACGUGGAGAGAUCGCAGCCGUUACUCCGAACUGUGGUGGCGUCCCAACGUCACCCGCGGCUUUGUAUGGCUUGACGAGGAACCGCCUCUUAAUAUGACGUGGCUCUCAACUUCUCCACCGUACCAAGUCUCGGCGGAUACCUCCCGGUUCAACUACACUUGUUGGUUUGGUACAAGAUCAGCUAUACGAAUGGCGAGAAUCAUCAAAGAGACCUUUGAGCUAGGGUUAACGAACGUGAGAUGGUUCGUGAUGGGUGAUGACGAUACCGUCUUCUUUGUGGACAACCUUAUAACAGUUCUAAAUAAGUAUGAUCACAAUCAAAUGUAUUACAUUGGAGGAAACUCGGAGAGUGUUGAACAAGAUAUCGUUCACUCGUACGCCAUGGCCUACGGUGGCGGAGGUAUAGCAAUUAGUUAUCCUUUGGCGGUCGAGCUUGUAAAGAUUCUCGAUGGUUGUAUCGAUCGAUAUGCAUCGUUAUAUGGAUCUGAUCAAAAAAUUGAAGCUUGCAUAAGCGAGAUUGGUGUUCCCCUUACCAAGGAACUCGGGUUCCAUCAGGUGGACAUACGUGGAAACCCGUACGGUUUACUAGCUGCCCAUCCGGUGGCUCCUCUGGUUACUCUCCACCACCUCGACUAUGUUGACCCAAUAUUUCCGGCCGCUACCCAAACUGACUCCCUAAGAAGACUCAUGUCGGCCUACAAGAUGGAUCCAAGCCGGAUCCUCCAGCACAGUUUUUGCCAUGACCCGACUCGGGGCUUGUCUAUCUCCGUUUCUUGGGGAUACACCAUCCAGAUUUAUCCUUCUUUGGUCACAGCUAAGGAACUUGAGACGCCGUUUCUUACGUUCAAGUCGUGGCGAACGUCGAGCUUGGAGCCUUUCUCGUUUGAUACCCGACCCAUCAGCGAAGAUCCGUGCGAGAAACCCAUUAUUUAUUUCUUUGACCGGGUUUAUGAGGUCGGGUCGGGUCAGACUCUUACGACGUAUAGGAAACAUGAUGAAGAAGGCGAGACGCAAUGUGAUUCGCCAGAUUAUUCUCGUGCCAACUUGGUCGAGUACAUAGACGUUUCCGCUACUACGUGGAUGCCGGAUCUAUGGAAAAUGGCACCACGUAGACAGUAUUGUGAAAUUGUCAACAAUGAAGAAGACUCAGGAAACGUAAUCAGAGUCAAGUUACGGCAUUUCAAUCCUUUCGAAAGUGUAUCUCUUCAGACGGAGAGCGAAAAAUGA
This is a messenger RNA of Capsella rubella, 1542 nucleotides long. RefSeq lists its product as uncharacterized. The coding region runs from base 1 to 1542 and encodes 513 amino acids. The record is from RefSeq and is a predicted model, not a curated record. The transcript is spliced from 4 exons. Lineage: Eukaryota; Viridiplantae; Streptophyta; Magnoliopsida; Brassicales; Brassicaceae. Gene Ontology annotation, molecular function: acetylglucosaminyltransferase activity.